AAGUAUUAGAGAUAACAAGGAUUUAGGGUUGAGAGAGAACCAAUUGUGCUGAGAGGCGUCAGUCAUUCCAUAUUCCAGAUCUUAAAAAUGCUGAGAGCCGCUUUCACUCUCCUCCGUCUCCGCCACGUUCAGACUCCUUGUAUUGUCGGCGUCCGUCGUCUCUGCUCGUUCUCCGAAGGAGGCGCAAGCCCCAAUCUCAAUCCAGAUGGUUAUCUCUAUUCUGAAUCGGAUGCCAGAGAACUGUUCGAAACCUGGUGCAACAAAUAUUUCAAAACAUACUCUUCGGAAGAGGAGAAACUCUUCAGGUUUGGUCGCUUCAGGGAAACUCUGGAAUGGUGCAACCGCGAAAACCAGAAAAUUGAUAACCCAAAUCUGUACUACGGCACCUACGAACAUGCUGAUCAAACAGAAGAGGAGUAUCUGAUACGCUCUGGGGGUUGGGGGCCCUGUUUUUGUCCUGAGGAUGCUGCUGAGGAGGAUAAGGCAUAAUCUUGGAGUUUGUUAGGUGUCAGUUAAGCUAAUUUUCAAUUUGAAGUGAUUGCCCUUUCAAUUUCAAUGUUAUUUUACAUGUUUUAUUGUGGCUGAUUGGGAGAGUUUGUAUUUUGUUUACUGACUGCUUUAAUGUUCUUUUAGUUUGUUAGUGUGUAUGGAAUUCUGAAUUGGUAAUGAAUGAGGUAUAGUUUAAAAUUUAAAA
Messenger RNA from Lotus japonicus, 694 nucleotides. RefSeq lists its product as uncharacterized. The coding region runs from base 88 to 489 and encodes 133 amino acids. The record is from RefSeq and is a predicted model, not a curated record. Lineage: Eukaryota; Viridiplantae; Streptophyta; Magnoliopsida; Fabales; Fabaceae. The transcript has a single exon.